CCUACAUAUCCCUAUUCUCUAUCUGAACUACUGAAAAAGUGACGAAUUAUAUUUAUUCGAUUAAAAAAAAAACUAAAUUCACACCGAAAAUUACAGCAAUAUUCUAUGAAAUUACGUAUUGUGUUAAUUUUUCAAUUUCAAUUGGAUACAUAGAUUACAAAGAAAUCAAGUUAAACACAACACAUAACACGAGAAAGUGAAUUCGAUUUCAAAGUAAAAGUUACUCAGCACAGCAAAAGAGCAAAGCAAAAUGGCUGAAGGUGGAAACAGAAGAAUUAUUGUUAAUGUAAAAACACCAAAAGAAAAGAAAAUGAUAGAAGUGGAUGAAGAUUCUGGAAUUAAGGAUUUCAAGGCCUUGGUUGCUGAGAAAUUUGAAGCUGAACCGGAACAGCUGGUUUUAAUUUUUGCCGGUAAAAUUAUGAAGGACACUGACACCUUGCAAACGCACAACAUCAAGGAUGGUUUGACAGUACAUUUGGUCAUCAAGGCCAAGACACGCAAUAGUGAAACCACCCAACGUCCUCCGGCCGAUGUACGUCAAACUCCAUUUGGUUUGAAUACUUUGGGCGGUCUAUCCGGCAUGGAGGCCUUGGGUGCCGGUUCGGGUACUUUUAUGGAUUUACAAGCCCGCAUGCAAAGUGAACUAAUGAAUAAUGGUGAUUUGUUGCGCACCAUGUUGGACAAUCCCAUGGUCCAACAAAUGAUGAAUAAUCCCGAUGUUAUGCGUCAAUUGAUCACCUCCAAUCCACAAAUGCAAGAUUUAAUGCAACGCAAUCCGGAAAUUUCACAUAUGUUAAAUAACCCGGAAUUGUUACGUCAAACCAUGGAAUUGGCCCGUAAUCCCUCGAUGUUGCAAGAGCUAAUGCGCUCGCAUGAUCGUGCUUUGUCCAAUUUGGAAUCGGUACCAGGUGGCUACAAUGCCUUGCAACGUAUUUACCGUGACAUUCAAGAGCCAAUGAUGAAUGCUGCAACGGAAUCAUUGUCACGCAAUCCAUUUGCGGGACUAGUUGACAAUGGUGGCGGCAACAAUCCCCAAAUGGGUACCGAAAAUCGUGAGCCUCUGCCAAAUCCUUGGGGUGGUCGCGGCAAUACCACUGGAACUGGUGCCAAUAAUCCUGAUUUGCCACCACGCGGUAUGCUCAAUACCCCAGCUAUGCAAAGUUUGAUGCAACAAAUGUCCGAGAACCCGUCAUUGAUGCAAAAUCUCUUAAAUGCUCCCUAUACCCGUUCCAUGUUCGAGGCAAUGAAUCAAGAUCCCGAUAUGGCUGCACGUCUACUAAGCACCAGUCCCAUGCUGGCCAAUAAUCCGCAACUGCAAGAACAAAUACGCCAAAUGAUGCCACAAUUUAUGGCACAAAUGCAAAAUCCCGAAGUCAUGAAUUUGCUAAGUAAUCCCGAGGCCAUUAAUGCCAUUAUGCAAAUUCAACAGGGUAUGGAAUCGUUGAGAUCGGCUGCUCCCGGACUGAUGGGUUCGUUGGGUGUACCACCACCACCGCCCGGUAAUACCAACACUGAUACCAAUACUACAAAUACCAGUACGAACACAACGGCCACAGGAGAUAGUCAACCGGCCAUGGCUCCUGGCGGUGGACCCAAUGCUCAGCUGUUUAAUGACUUUAUGACGCGAAUGUUAAAUGGCAUGACCACCACAGCGGAUAAUACACAACCUCCGGAGGUGCGUUAUCAGUCACAAUUGGAACAAUUGACAGCAAUGGGUUUUGUUAAUCGUGAAGCCAAUUUGCAAGCAUUAAUUGCCACCUUUGGAGACAUCAAUGCAGCUGUUGAGCGACUGUUAUCAUUAAACCAGUUGUCUCUAAGUUAACAUACCUAAGCCCCGCCCCAACCCCUCUACUAUUAUUACAACUUUCCUAACAACAAAACAAAAACAAAAAAAAGAAUUAAUCCUGUUUGUGUAUGUGAGCGUUUGUUUUUCUUCUCCUCGAUUCUAAUUAUUUUAUAUAUAUAAAUAUAAUAAAAUAAAUUCUAUAAAUAUAUACCAAUAUAUAAAAAAUACAACCCCCCAACAACAACAAAGACGGAACUCACACAAAAUAAUAUUACGAAAAAAUUAUUGGAUUGUAUUGAGGUUAAAAAAGGAUUGAUUUAUAUUUCAAAAGAUAUAACAGUUUAAAAAAAAAGACCAUAAUAUAUUUAUGCAAAAGCAAUUGUAAUUACUACUAUUUUGAAUGGAUUUCGCCAUUACCACCCAUUUUAGUCGAUUUAAUUAGAAAUUCUAAAUUUACGCUUGCUUGCUUGCUGGCUGGCUUGUUGGUAAUGAAUUAUUAAUUCUAAUUUAUAUAAUUAAGUCUUGGGUAUAUUUCCAACAUAUUUUUUGUUUGUUUAUUUUUAGUCCACAACUAGAAAGGUAAACAAAGGUCAUUUAUAUUGUUUUUUCGUUGAACAAAUAUUUCUUUUUUUCUGUGUGCUAAGGUGUUUAAGACAUUUACAUUUUUCCCCCGCUUGCUCUAUUCCAAAAACAAUUUGAUUGUUAAAUGUAUUUCAAUUUUCGUUUAAUUGUUUUAUGAAAAUAAAGCCGAAUAUAUAACUGA
Musca domestica (house fly) is the source of this 2549-nucleotide messenger RNA. It is a transcript of the gene Ubqn, whose product is annotated as ubiquilin-1. Gene Ontology annotation, molecular function: polyubiquitin modification-dependent protein binding. NCBI's taxonomy places the organism in Eukaryota, Metazoa, Arthropoda, Insecta, Diptera, Muscidae. Gene Ontology annotation, cellular component: cytosol. Gene Ontology annotation, biological process: ubiquitin-dependent protein catabolic process. The record is from RefSeq and is a predicted model, not a curated record. The transcript is spliced from 4 exons. The coding region runs from base 251 to 1822 and encodes 523 amino acids.